Messenger RNA from Pleuronectes platessa (European plaice), 1525 nucleotides. It is a transcript of the gene sap30bp, whose product is annotated as SAP30 binding protein. The coding region runs from base 54 to 968 and encodes 304 amino acids. The transcript is spliced from 10 exons. Gene Ontology annotation, cellular component: nucleus. NCBI's taxonomy places the organism in Eukaryota, Metazoa, Chordata, Actinopteri, Pleuronectiformes, Pleuronectidae. Gene Ontology annotation, biological process: regulation of DNA-templated transcription. The record is from RefSeq and is a predicted model, not a curated record.
GAUCUCAUGACGUUAUUAUUCUGCGACCAGACGUUUAUGCGACUCCCACAGCGAUGGCGAGCGGUAAAAAGAGUGCUCUCCUCUCCUCUUUGGCGGACUAUGGGGACGACUCAGAGCCGGACUCAGACCCUGAAUCCGAAGAGACUGGGGGGCCCGGAGUAGCUCUGGUGUACGGCUACGGUGAUGAUGAUCUGAACCGGACUGAGGAUAUAGAAGACAAGAUCUCUAGAGAUGAAGACAGCAGGGAGAGCAACUCGGAAAUGGAAGAAUCUGACGAGGGGAGGGAGCCAGAUGAAGUUGAGAUCCCAGAAGCAGAGAGAAAGGACCCCAAUGAGCUUGUUGCUCUUUUCUCAGAGAAGGUGAGGAACAUGUCACCAGAUGAGAUCAGGAUUCCCCCUGAGCCCCCCGGACGCUGCUCGAGCCAACUCCAGGAGAAGAUCCACAAGCUGUACGAGAGGAAGCUGCAUGGAGAUUUUGACACAAACAACCACAUCCAGAAAAAGAAAGAAUUCAGAAACCCAAGUAUUUACGAGAAGCUCAUUCAGUUCUGCGCCAUAGAUGAACUGGGAACCAACUACCCUAAAGAUAUGUUCAAUCCCCAUGGCUGGUCAGAAGACUCUUACUACGAAGCUCUAGCUAAAGCCCAGAAAGUGGAUAUGGACAAACUGGAGAAAGCCAAGAAGGACCGGACCAAGAUUGAGUUUGUCACGGGGACUAAAAAGGGCGCCAACCCCUCCAACUCUGCAGCGUCCACCACCAGCAACACCAGCACCACCACAGCCACAGACGCCCAGAAGAGGAAAAGCAAGUGGGACUCUGCGAUCCCUGUGACCCUGGCCCAGCCUGCCCUCAUCACCACCACCACCGCCACCCUGCCUGCCGUAGUCUCCGUGACCACCACUGCUAGCGGCACCAAAACCACCGUCAUCUCUGCCGUGGGCACCAUCCUGAAGAAAGCAAAGCAGUGAACGUUGUAUAUAUCUAUGUGGACAAGAUGCAGAGCUAUGGCAAACGGACUGAGGGACACUUGGUGUACCUUUUUCUUCUUUUCUUUUUUUAGAACAAACCUACAAACACACUCUGCUACACUUGGACAAAGACUUAACCGCCUUCUAUCUCUGGGAUACAUCUGCACUAUUGUAUCAUACAGCCAAAUUCACAGUUUGGUGAGAAAACUCAAAGACCCUCUGAAUCUCAGAAAGUGACGCCGGCUGAUCUAAUGCUGAUAUAAAAAUGUGUGUUGUUCUUUUUCUGAUAUGUCGGCAACAGUUGUUUGUCUAAAUAUGACGGUGACUAAAACGGAAGAAGGGUUCCAAACAGACGAGCUAGAAAUAUCUGAGCUGUUUUUUUAUUUUUAUAUCCAUGAUUCUGGUGCAGUAUUUCAACACCACUUUUAGCAGUUAGCCCAACAUGUGCAUCGGUUUUGUUUUUCAUCAGCAUAUUCUCCUGGCUCUGUAAGAUUUUUUACACUUGUACAUAUGUGUUGAUGAUAAGGUGAAUAAAUAGAUCAGAUGCUGCCUUUUCA